Molecule: messenger RNA, 3923 nt
Organism: Hydractinia symbiolongicarpus
Lineage: Eukaryota; Metazoa; Cnidaria; Hydrozoa; Anthoathecata; Hydractiniidae
Product: PDZ domain-containing protein 8-like
Exons: 18
Coding region: 60-3326 (1088 amino acids)
Biological process (GO): mitochondrial calcium ion homeostasis
Cellular component (GO): mitochondria-associated endoplasmic reticulum membrane contact site
Molecular function (GO): protein binding; lipid binding
Source: RefSeq, a predicted model, not a curated record
UAUAUAUUUUAGAAACAAAAAGAAACAUUUCUCAUGAAAAAAAUAAAGUUGAGGUGGAGAUGUUACUCUUGGUAUCUGCUUUCUUGGCAGGUGUUGCACUUGUGAUUGUUGUUGAAGUGUUUAUCGUAUAUCGAUGGUUUAGAUCACUUCCAAAUGAGGAGCCCAAACUUUUUCCAGUACAUAAACCUGUUACUAAUCCCAAGGACAUAGCAGAAUACUGCGGGAUCGAAGGUGCAACAGAGAGUGAAACUUGUAUGUUCCUGAAUCUCACAUUUCAGUUUUUGUGGAAGGAGUGGAGGGACUCUCCUAAAACUAGAAACUUUUUUAUACGUAAGAUGAACCUGGAGUUUCAAGAAAUGCUUCUUAACAAAGCUGCUGGCAAGCUUAUGGAACAGAUAACCGUCAGUGAUUACUAUCUAGGAGAUUCUUUACCUGUUAUAAAAAAAGCGACAAUUAUGAAAAUAGAUGCUCGUAACUCUUCACAAGUUCCCAGAGAAAUUGACAUUGCUGUAGAUAUUGAAUAUUCUGGUGGGUUUAUCAUAUCACUGGAUGUUGAUCUAAUAUUUGGAAAGUCUGCACAUUUCACUGUUAAGUUGAAUUCACUGGUUGGUCGUUUGCGACUUCAAUUUACCAGAAAUCCUUGCACACAUUGGUCUUUUUCCUUUUACGAGGAUCCACUCAUGGACAUAAAAGUAGAGUCCAACUUUCAGGGGAAAAAUUUACCAAAAUUAACAUCAUUCAUUCAUAAUCAAAUACGACGCUCUGUGAAAAAGAAACACACUUUCCCAAGAUACAAAGUUCGAUAUAAACCAUUUUUUCUUCAAGAAAAGCCACAAGAUGGAAAAAACGAGGUAUUUGUUCACAACAGUCUUGUCACUGUUGGCAAAUUAGAUGUCGAAAUUGUAGAAUGCACGAGAAUUCCGCAACUACCCAAAGGAUCGCAUAUAUAUUGCAGUUUGUCUCUUGACUCUUUACCCUGGAAAGAAGAUAUGCCUAUGAGAAGAUCUCUAUGGCCAGUUCAUGAGGUACUGAUCUGUCGUGCUCUCUCUGGGGCUAUUGGAAUUAGUUUUGAUCGUGGUUUUGAAAUGGUAGAUGAGGAGAAGCGUGAAGUCAUUUACAUCAAGACAGUCAAUCCGAACUCACCAGCCAGUCAGGUUGACAUUCAACGAGGCGAUAUUUUGAUAAGUGUAAACAAUGUUGAUGUCACAUCAAUAAAACAAGCAGGUCGACUUGUCAAGAAUGCUGGCAACAAGUUCACAUUUAAACUACAACGCCCUCCACCAGACUCUGAAAAAGAAGUGAGUGCAGCUGCUUCUAUUGUGGAAGACCAGGAAGAUGCUAAUAAUAAGAAACAGAGUUAUGAUGAAGCUGAAAAUGGUUUUGAUGAUAACAGUAUAGCACUUCAUGAAGAAGACAGUGAGAAUGAAGAAUUUGUGAACAUCUUUCUAGAUGAAAUCGAAAAAGAAUUAAUGGAUGAUGCAAAAACUCGAAAAUUUGUGCAUGACUAUAAAGAAAUGAAACGGAAAUCAAUGAUUGAUCAAAAUGAUACUGCUAUAUUUAGCACAGAGGACUCUGCAAGCAAUCCCGGAAGUAGUAGCUCUGUGAGCGAGGAAAAUGAGUAUAAAUUGGUUGAAAACAAGAAUUGCAGAAAUUCUUUUACAGAAGAUGUGGCGGAGAAGAAACCGCCAAGACGUACAAAGUCUUUUCCAUUUAAAUUUAUGAGAAAUAAGAGUAAAGUCACAAAGUCUGUUUCCAACAACAUGUUAAAUAAAAAAUCAAACAAUGCAAGUGAAACAAAGCUGCUUUCCUCGUUAAAGCAUCCUUUAGAAAAUAAUGAUAAUGUUGUUAAUAAAAAAAAGCAUGUCACUUUAGCGGAUGUAAAUGAAACUUUCGAUGUAUCAACAGAUGAAAUUAAUUUUACAUUUGACGAAAAAAAAGAAGCUUUAGGUGUUUUUGAUAGUACAGAAAUAAGCGCAAGUCUACAUAGUGCAGACGGUGAAUGGGAUAAUAUUUCACAUAAUAAUUUUGAACCUGGCACUGAGAGAGUGUUGGAAACUGAAGAGGAGGUAACAGGACAGCGAACAUCACUCGCAAGUGCUAAUCAGGAACCUGUGUGGAACGAAAUUUUUUCCUUUGACGUUGAAAAAGAACAAAAGUUUUUAAACAUUUGUGUUUGGGGCAGGUGUGAGAUGGCAUUUGAAAAAGACGCUCUACUAGGUUAUGUUUCCAUACCUUUGAUGGAACUGGCUGUCGAAUGUUUAUCAACGUCCGGUAGGAAGAGUAUUCAAACCUUCUUUUUAGCGGCUACUGCAAAUAGAAUUGCUGUGAAUCGUGCAUACUUGCGCACCAUGAUGCCUGGUUUGAAUCUGGGUUGCUGUAAUGGUGAUAUCACGUUAGCGUACAAGUAUAUAACAGCUGUCCCUGAGGCUGAACUUGAAUCAGAAGAAAUGAAACUUUUAGAGGAGCAACUAGAGAAAAAGGAGAUUGACAAGGAAGCUAAAGAGCUGGAAGAGCGAGAUAAAACUGAUGAAAAGCCACACUUACACAAUUUUAUUGGAACUGAAUUUUACUUUCCAACGCGCUGUGACUACUGUCAAAAUAAGGUAUGGCGUAAGGUGGCGUUUCAAUGUGGCGUUUGCGCCAUGGUAUGUCAUAAAAGAUGUAUUGACAAUGCACAAGCCAACACUUACUGCACGAGUCAUGGUGUGCGCGCCAAACCUCCAAUAUGGCAGAAGAAUGGUGCUGUACCACGUGCGAACGAGGACCAAGAAUACGACGAAGAAGCUUCAAAACUUCAGGAGCAAUCCACUUCCCCGCGUCCCUACUCAGUGAAGGUUCCAACAUUACACGACCUGAGGCCUGGUAUGAAAAACAGUGGCCGAGCCUCGCCGAAUAUCUUACAGAGGAGGAAGAAAAUGACGAGGAGAGUGAGUUUGGAUGAUAUUAUUAAGCAAGACAAAUCAUGUAAUAGUAUACCCGAGGAUAUAGAAGAUGCUGGAUUGGAUGAUUCUAUUACAACGGCCGCAGUAACUGCCAAAGAAGCUGGACGUGAACUUUUUGCUAGCCUGGACGAAGAUGACCGUCAAAGUAACAUCCAAACAAAGGUGGAUGAAUUACAAAUCGAAGUAACAGCUGAGAGCGUGAAGCAAACUGAGUUGAGAAAACGGAUCGUGUUGUGUGACAACAUGGAGCUCCAACAAAAGCUGCAAUCAUUAUUGAGGAAGUCGGAAGAGCGUGGCCAGGCUUUGGCGUUAUUGAUGAUCCAAUAUUGCGCAGCUCUUAAUGAAUGUUUAACAGCAAACGAAUCGCAACAAUGCGACUUAUGACUGUCGACUGAUAUUCCUACCCUCUCUGUAUCAGUCUGCAAAUUCUUCAUAAUUGUGUCAUUUCGUCUGAGGUGUUAAUAAUCUUAUUCUGUCAUAUAUUGCUAAAUGGUUUUCAAGGAUUUUUUUAUUGUACUUUGCACAAUCUGAAUUCUCCACAUUUUAUCUCAUUGACAUAUCAGCAUUGGUCUGUGAAUUUUUUUUACUAUCCGAUACUAUACUAUAUUUUACUAUAUCUGAUACUGUAAGGAAUUCUGAUGAGGCUUUGUAUUUAACGGAGACUAACCGUAUUCGAUGCUGUAAACCAAAUCCGAGGUCAAAAGUGCGGACCGAGCUUGCAAGGUCUGUGACCUAUGACUUAAACUUUGUAUUUAACAGUGCAGCAUCGAAGUAAGUCACUAUCAGUGAAGUAAAUUGCUUGUAGCGUAAUGUUAUUAAAUUUUGUACAUUCGCGUUAAUGUUUUUUGUAACCCCUCUUGUCUUCACGUUGUUGUUGUUAUUGUUGUUUUCUCAGAGACUAAACUAUAGUGCAUUUUAUAAUGUAAACAAAAAUGAUGAAAAUAAGAAUUUUUUAUACAAAAUAAUAAAAGAAAUUGUAAA